This is a messenger RNA of Peromyscus californicus insignis, 678 nucleotides long. Its product is annotated as homeobox protein Rhox5-like. The record is from RefSeq and is a predicted model, not a curated record. The transcript has 4 exons. Bases 1 to 678 code for a protein of 225 amino acids. Gene Ontology annotation, molecular function: DNA binding. Lineage: Eukaryota; Metazoa; Chordata; Mammalia; Rodentia; Cricetidae.
AUGGGGUCUCUCCAGAGCUGCUGCCACAUUUUCACCAGGUUGCUGUGUCUAGGAGCUAAUGAAGACCAGGAACAACAGCAUGGAGAGAUUGCAAUGGUCCUGAAGGCUGGAGAGGAAGGAGGCAAGAAAGGGUUUGUACAGAGCGAGCUUGCUCAGGGUGAGCUUGGUCAGGGCGAACUUGCUCUGGGCGAACUUGCCCCAAGCAAGCCUGCUCAAGAAGCGCUUGCUCAGUCCGGUCUUACUCAGGAAGCCACAGGAGUGGUAGAGGAGGGAGAAAACGAAGAAGAAGAAAUGAAAGGAGGUCAUUCUGGCGAUGGUAGUUCUGGCCCCAUGGACAAGGGGAUCCAGGCAGAAGGUGGCCAUGGCGGAAGUGUUCAACAGCAGCCUCAGCAAGAGGCAGCAAUGCCUGAGGGCACCAAGAAUCUCCAGGCUCAGGACAGGCAGCCUUUCCACAGACACACCAAAUUCACCCAGUCUCAGCUGCAGGACCUGGAGCGUCUUUUUGAAGAGACUCGCUUCCCCAGCUUUCAAGUAAGGAAGGAUCUUGCAAUAUCAAUGGGUGUGCCAGAAGCAGAUGUGCAGGAUUGGUUUAGGACCAGGAGAGCCAUUUUCAGGAGAAACAAUAGAAAGGUGGUGCUGAUUGAUGCACCACCUGGUCCCCAGAACAACGAUUCCUGA